Molecule: messenger RNA, 471 nt
Organism: Mycotypha africana
Lineage: Eukaryota; Fungi; Mucoromycota; Mucoromycetes; Mucorales; Mycotyphaceae
Product: DNA repair REX1-B-domain-containing protein
Exons: 4
Coding region: 1-471 (156 amino acids)
Source: RefSeq, a predicted model, not a curated record
AUGAACGAUCAGCCUAAGAAUGAAGUCCUAAGUAGAAACGAACUGUUAUCUGAACAACUUUCAAAGUUGAUGAAAGCCCAAAACACUCGCAUGGAGCUAUAUAAAGAGUUCGACAUUGCUUUUAAAGACUACAUGAGCGGCAAAUGCCCUGCAGAUCAAUACCACUCUAUCUGUAAAAUCGUUACUGAGGGAUUUCAAGACGUGUCCUCGGAAGUGCAAUCUAUUGAAAAGGAUAUGUCUGAUGAAGUGAUAUCUGGAAUGAUAAGAGCUUUACAAACAGCCGAAAAAGAUAGAUUGGAAAAGACAGCUAAACUUCAAAUAUUAAUGAUUGAAGCAAAAGAAUCUGAUAAGGAUUAUGAUGAAACGAUCAAAGAACAGAAAGAAAAAUUGAAUGAAGCAACUGAUAAAGUCCUAGAAAUCUUUGAUGAACUCCGUGAAGAGUUACAUGGCGUAUCCUCGCUUAUUUGUUAA